UUAUUUACAGCUACAAAAGAUUGUGAAUUAAAGUUUAUGGUUGGGGUUCGGUAUCAGACUCAUGGCUUUCAUCGAGAAAUGACAUCAGGUAAGAUGCCAAAACGCGAUUUAGACAAAUGGGUGAUUGAAUUUCGCGUCAAGAUCCAUAACCUAUUAUCCUAAAUCUGAUUGAUUCGGCCAUAAAUUAAAGUCUCACAUCGAUGUUUCAUGUUAUCCACUUUCUGGCUGUCGGAAUGCCAUUUAACACAGAGGAAUUUUGAAUAUUGAAUAACCGAGGGUUAUUCAGUUUGUUCGUGGCGUGGUCGAGAUGGAGGCAGGUCUACUUGUGAGCGCACAGACACUUCAAUUUCCUGACUAUCCGGAUAUUGAGAAAGCUUAUGUAUCUCAUCUGUCUUCAUCCGCUCAAUCGAAAGCUCCAGAAACACUGAAAACGGGGUCUUUGACACAAGAAAUUCAGAAAGCUAGAGAGCAUAUCAAAACAUCCUUGGAUCGCGUUGCUGUAUCCCGACCUUUCGACGUUGGACGUCUUGAUGAACUUGAAAAACUUGUUACCAGUCUUGUUAGUCGCAUAUCAGAUCUGGAAUCACGGAUAAGCACUAUGAAGUUGAGUAAUGAUUCUCAUGAUAAAGUUGGAAAAAAAUCUGAUGCAGAGCUUGAUCUUUUUGCUUCAGACAGCGAGGAGGAUAGAGAAGCUGAGCGUAUCAGGAGUGAGAGAGAAGCCAUGUACCUUGCAAAAAAAGCUCUAAAGCCCGUUGUGGUGGCAAAGUCAAGUAUCACCUUCGAAGUGAAACCAUGGGAUGAUGAAGUAAAUAUGGAAGAACUUACCUCUAUGGUGAAAGGUAUUAAAGCAGAUGGCCUUUUGUGGGGUGCAUCCAAACUAGUGCCCAUCGCUUUUGGUAUAAAAAAGCUCCAAAUCUGCUGUGUCGUUGAAGAUGACAAGGUUGGAACUGACUUCCUCGAAGAAUCUAUAAAAGAGUUUACGGAACAUGUCCAAUCUGUAGAUAUUGUAUCAUUCAACAAGUUGUAAUGAAAGACAGGAUUUGUAAUAUAUAAUGAACUGAAUCAGUAAACGUCUGUUUUUCAAUUUACUUGUUUUAAAAUGGGAAUAAUUUGUCAUUAGUCUUAUUCGUCAUGUAUUGCACAGCGUCCACAACACAUACAUAAAAACUGUUGUAUGCAGUUGAGAAACGAUCAAUAUCUCUCCUCGCAGCAAACCCAGUAUAUAUAAUAGCCCAAUAAUUAGACAGGUGAUGUCUUUUAAACGGAAUGACCAGUGUAGCUUUUUGAACGGAUGUUUCGUCACUGCAAGCCUCACUAAUAUAAUGAGUAGACCUGAACUGAGUUCUUUUUUCUUAAAUGUUCAUCUUAGUGUGCAAUACAAUAACCAAAAGUACUUAUCAGCCUAGUUAUUCUUAGUAAGCACUCCAUUAAC
This is a messenger RNA of Schistosoma rodhaini, 1432 nucleotides long. Lineage: Eukaryota; Metazoa; Platyhelminthes; Trematoda; Strigeidida; Schistosomatidae. The record is from the annotation of a GenBank genome assembly.